Messenger RNA from Bipolaris maydis ATCC 48331, 988 nucleotides. RefSeq names its product Yqey-like protein-domain-containing protein. The record is from RefSeq and is a predicted model, not a curated record. Gene Ontology annotation, molecular function: carbon-nitrogen ligase activity, with glutamine as amido-N-donor. Gene Ontology annotation, cellular component: mitochondrion. NCBI's taxonomy places the organism in Eukaryota, Fungi, Ascomycota, Dothideomycetes, Pleosporales, Pleosporaceae.
GUCGCCCAUUGCAUUGUCCAGCCGACGACGCUGUUUGAUACAGUCACUGGCCUUGCUCAAAACUAUAUCCACCGGCCAUGUCGCUCUUCCGUGCUACACUGCUGCAGAGGCAGCUUUUUGCCCCUGCUCGCAUUACAUGCAUCCGCUAUGCGUCUACUUCGACUCCGGAGAACAUUGUGCUCCCUCGCCUACAGACGGAUCUCAAAAUCGCCAUGCGGUCCAAGAACAAGCCAGCAUUGAACACGAUCCGUGGACUGCAGGCCGAGAUCAUCAAUGCCUCCAAGACGGCCAAGCCCAUCACCACGGACGGCGCCCUCUACUCAUUGAUCCAGAAGCAGAUCAAAGCUAGCUCGGCAUCCAUUGAAGAAUUCCGGAAUGCCAAACGGGAGGAUCUGGUCGAAAAGGAGCAGCAAAACUUGGACAUUCUCAAGGCGUAUGCCGACGAGAUUCCCACUGUCGGCGAGAGCGAAGUUGACUCGCUGGUGAAGAGCGUGGUGGAGGGGCUGGAAGAGGGCAAGAGGAACUUUGGCAGUGUCAUGGGCAAGGUCAUGGGAGCAGUCAAGGGCCGGCCGCUUGAUGUCGAGUACGUGACGAAGAAGAUACAGGAGGCUGUGGGGGCAAAAUGAGUCAGGUGACAAUGCUAUUACGAACAAAACGGCCAGACGACUUGUACGAGUACUGCAUGUGUAUGAAACGACAUAGUAGAUUGCAGACACGGCUCUUGAUGGUGAAACGGGGCAGGUCAAGACUCGGCUGGGUUUCCAUGUGCUGAGCAUGUGUCUUGGACAGCAACGUUUGUCCGGAUGCUGCAUGUGUUGAUGCCCAUGGUAGUUGGGUUCGGUAGUAUCCGCGCGUGAGCUGUGGGGACGGGGCAGUGGCGACAGGCAGUUCUGACAGACGGUUCUGACAGAUGGUUGUUCCCCGUCCAGCGGCUGCCGUGGGCCGACGAUAGAUAUUCCCUUGGGGUUGUGGCUGAGAGGGGGGCUAG